Messenger RNA from Scatophagus argus, 2646 nucleotides. RefSeq names its product protein interacting with prkca 1 (gene pick1). Gene Ontology annotation, biological process: dendritic spine maintenance; regulation of Arp2/3 complex-mediated actin nucleation; receptor clustering. The transcript has 13 exons. Gene Ontology annotation, cellular component: synaptic vesicle; postsynaptic density; postsynaptic early endosome. Lineage: Eukaryota; Metazoa; Chordata; Actinopteri; Scatophagidae. Gene Ontology annotation, molecular function: phospholipid binding; protein kinase C binding; protein domain specific binding. Bases 159 to 1400 code for a protein of 413 amino acids. The record is from RefSeq and is a predicted model, not a curated record.
CGGUCUCAACGACAACUUCCGCUUUGCCGGAAGUGACGAUAAAGUAAACAGAUGAGCUGUCAGUGGAUCCUGAAAUUAAGAUAAUUGCUUAUAAAGGACAUUUGUAUGAGGAACUACUGCAUUUUUAAUAAAGGUUUUACAGGAAUAGGAGUCCUCCAAUGUUCACAGACAUGGACUAUGACCUAGAGGAGGACAAACUAGGGAUACCAACAGUACCUGGUACUGUGUGUCUCAAGAAAGAUGGUAAUAAUCUUAUUGGGAUCAGCAUUGGUGGUGGAGCACAGUACUGUCCUUGUCUCUACAUUGUCCAGGUGUUUGAUAACACCCCAGCAGCUCUGGAUGGGACUCUGGCAGCAGGCGAUGAAAUCACAGGCGUGAAUGGGAAACCAGUGAAGGGAAAGACCAAAGUGGAAGUGGCCAAAAUGAUUCAAGCUGUUCAGGGAGAAGCAACAAUCCAUUACAACAAACUGCAGGCAGAUCCAAAACAGGGGAAGUCUCUUGAUAUAGUGCUAAAAAAAGUCAAACACCGCCUGGUAGAGAAUAUGAGCUCAGGCACAGCAGAUGCUCUGGGACUCAGUAGAGCUAUUCUAUGCAAUGAUGGGCUGGUCAAAAGAUUGGAAGAGCUGGAGAAAACAGCAGAGCUCUACAAAGGACUGAUGGAGCACACAAAGAGACUGCUCCGAGCCUUUUUUGAGCUCUCCCAGACUCACAGAGCGUUUGGGGAUGUUUUUUCUGUCAUCGGGGUACGAGAGCCCCAGGCUGCUGCCAGUGAGGCUUUUGUGAAGUUUGCUGAUGCUCACCGCAGCAUUGAGAAAUAUGGUAUUCAGCUGCUAAAGACCGUCAAACCUAUGCUUCACGAUCUGAACACGUACCUUCACAAGGCCAUACCAGAUACAAAACUCACCAUCCGCAAGUACCUGGACGUGAAGUUUGAAUACCUGUCAUACUGCCUCAAGGUGAAGGAAAUGGAUGAUGAAGAAUACAGCAGUAUUGCCAUGGGAGAGCCUCUGUAUCGUGUCAGCACCGGGAACUACGAGUACCGUUUGGUGCUGCGGUGUCGGCAGGAGGCUCGCGCCCGCUUCGCCAAAAUGAGGAAGGACGUUCUGGAGAAGAUAGAGCUGCUGGAUCAGAAACACGUCCAGGACAUUGUGUUCCAGCUGCAGCGCUUUGUCUCAGGCAUGUCCCAUUACUAUGACGAGUGCUACGCUGUCCUGAAGGAGGCAGAUGUUUUCCCCAUUGAAGUGGACCUGUCCCGCACCAUGAUCAACUACAGCAGCCAGUCGCUCUCCUCCUACGCUGGAGAUGAGGAGGAGGAGGAGGGAGGCGGUGGAGAGGAAGGAGGAAGCAGCGCAGACAGACAAGCAGAGAACGGCUCUGAGAAGCUGAUCGAUGAUGAGUGAGAGUGACUGUGUGUGUGUGUGUGUGUGUGUGUGUGUGUGUGUGUGUGUCUGUUGUGGAAAUGAAGUCCUCUCCUCUACACAUUGUAGUGCUACUGAAAGGGAUAUCACUAUUGUCACAAGGGUAAAAAAAAAAAAAAAAAAAAAAAAAACUACUGAAACUGCUGCUACCAUGCUGUAUCUGUAUGUCGGUGUGGUGUUUCCAUCCUGGGAUACUGUAAAAUCAAUAACUUUGUUAGUAUUUUAACAUAGCAAAUUUUGACCGUCAAAUUUCUUACUGCUUUUUGAUGUGAAUGACUGUGAGGGAGACGCAACAUUUAUUUUAAUCUGAAUGUUAUGGAGGGGUUUAAUAUGCAUACGUGGUGUGCCUUCUUCGCUCUUAAUGAAGUAUAAUGGUUCUAAGGCUGUGUGUCAGUGUGCUUAAUGUGGAUUGUUUAAGUUAUAAUUUCAUUUUAAUUUUGUUAUUUUCUUGGAACAAACUCAUAUUUCUAACGGAUCUAUUUAGCUACCCUAAAUGUUAUUUUGUGACAAAUGGAAAAUGUCAUGAGAGAGGCAGUUUCUCUUCCUCUUAACAAACCACUGGUAAAUGUCGCUAAUGCACAAAUAUAGGAAAUGUAAAGUGAAGGUGUUGCUGAAGAAAAUGACAUGACUCUGACAUGAUUUUUUUUUUUUCAACAUGUGGGUGUUACACUCUUUUGUCCUCUGUUUAUUCCUGUUUUCAUCACAUUUUUAGUUGUUACACAAGGAAAUUUUUUAAGGUAAUUUCAUCUGUUUCACCCACUCAUACGGUGCAAUUGAAGAUAAAACUUCAGACCCUCACCACUAUUGCUCACUUCCCCUCAACACCAUGAGUUUGCCUUUCACACUGUAGUGGUGUUUUUGUCUAUGAGAAGAAAGCUAAUGGACUAACACAGCCUUAGAUAUAUGGAAACAGAUAAGAAAUACAAACACAGCAUGUAAAUAAAUAUGUAUAAAGGGAAAAGGUGUUAAAAACUGUAAAACUGUAACCUUUCUUAUCAUUCCCACUUUAUUUAUUCUUUUUUGUGAGAAUAUCUAAAAGUUUAAUGAGCAAGAUUGAUCCUAUAUUCUAGUGAAUGUGAUUACUCUCUUGUGUGACUUUUUGUUGUCUUCGGGGCAUUUAAGAUGAUUUUGUGGAUUUUUAUGAUUUGCUGUUGGGAACAUUCACUUGGGGGCAGCGUUACAUCAGAUUAUACUGUUCUGCAGUCAGCAAUGAAUGAAUUAUAAAAAG